Messenger RNA from Drosophila guanche, 8436 nucleotides. RefSeq names its product serine/threonine-protein kinase ATM (gene tefu). Bases 1 to 8334 code for a protein of 2777 amino acids. The transcript is spliced from 28 exons. The record is from RefSeq and is a predicted model, not a curated record. Lineage: Eukaryota; Metazoa; Arthropoda; Insecta; Diptera; Drosophilidae. Gene Ontology annotation, molecular function: protein binding; protein serine/threonine kinase activity. Gene Ontology annotation, biological process: DNA repair.
AUGAGUGGACUGUUAAAUGAAGUUCAGCGUAUACUCGGCGAUGUACGCUCGGAAAAGCAAGCCACACGAAACAAGGGCAUUGAGCAGUUGUACGAAAAGUUGGGCAACUGCAGGGAUGAUUUAAAUACUCUGAUAUUGGACAAACGGAAUGAUUUGUCGUGGCCCAGUGUUUUUGAAGCUUCCAAGGAGGCGCUUUUCAAACACGCCUCGCUCUUGCAAGAUGCAAACGAGAAAGCCUUCAAGUUAUUAUCGGCAAAAAACUAUUUGUAUGGAAAUGUUCUGGAAAAGAUUACCAUAUUCAAUGUGGAAGCCGGCAGCGACGCAUCCGGAAGGGGUCACUUCCUAGCCAAGACAGCCCUCUUUAGUGCCUUCGGAGAUGGCAUCAGAAUACGCACUGUGGUGAAGCACUUUGGCGAUACAUUAAUGAAUUUACUGGAGCGGGGCAUCUACUCCUCGCCCAGCUAUGUGCGCGAGCUGAAAAUAAACGAAUACAGCCGCAUUCUCUCGUACCUCUUUGAGCUGAAUGUCUAUGGGGACCAGUUUCUAAUCACAAGGAUAUUGAAAUGCAUUACCAAGACAGUCAGUUUGGCUCAAGAGCGGGUUCAGCUGCACGUGGACCUGGUGGAAUAUUUGCCAGGGCUGACCAACUUUGCCGAGACGGCAAAUGCUGCCAGGAAACCGGAAAUUGUUCGUCUCUAUCAUUUAUUUGCCACAGAGCUCUCUGUGAACUACCAUCAUCAAUUGUGCCUCCACAUGCAAGAGAUUCUGCCUAAAUUGUGCGAAUUCCACAAUGAGGAUGUGUUUCGCGACGACACCAGAAACAUAUUCUUCAAGUGUGUCAUCCAAUCGCUGCAUUCGCUGUAUCCCAAGCUCAGCGUUUGUGAUUUCAACACCUUUGGUGUGCCGCUCAACGAGAACUGGCCACAGACGCUGCUUCGGCUGAAAACUAUUGUGGAUAUGGAGAUACGCAAGAAUUCUUUGGUGCGCUACAAGUCGGCACAACUGAGCAAUGACAAAUUCUCCGAGCCCUUCAUCAAGAUGUCCGCACUGGUUAUGUAUAUAGUCCUUUGGGACUUGGAGACACGCAAAAACGAUGCAAAUGGUGAGGGUGAUGCGCCCAAGAAGGUGCCAAGACCUGCGGACAAAAUGGAAGUCUUGUUUGCGCUGAUUGACAAAAAAGAAACCACAUUCAAUGACGUCUGGUUUGCCAUUUACACAGAGCUACUGCAGUUGAGCAGCGUAAUCCUGAAUGUGGCCAACUACCAGCAGGCAUUGAGCACUGUUCUGGGUGUCCUGCAAAUAUAUGGCAAUGCCAGAAACCUGAAAAAUGUGCGUCUAUGCGUGCGAUGCCUGCUGGUCAAGGAGCGGCAGCUGCUGGAGUCUCGUUCUAUACAGGAGAACUUUAUGGCUGACUUGUGGAGUCAAAUGGGCAACCAUUUGAUAUCCGUAUCCACCACAAUCAGCGAGGAGAUCAUGGAGAAGCAGCUAAUGCUGCAGAUGCUGAUUAGACAAGACAAAUUGAAUCAGAAAAUGGCCUCCAGCCUGCUGCACACCAUCACCUCGAAUGAGCUGCUGAAGCGCAACGAAUGCAUUGCCACCAUACGUGAGAUUUACAUACGGGCGGGACAAUGCGGGCAGGAUAAAGCUUCGGACAUGCUGGAGCCCAUCAUUAGUUGGGCCUACGGCAGCGGUGAGAAAAGCAGCGUCACCCAGGUGAUACACAAUAUAGCCAAAAUUGAUGCCAACCUACUGGCAGACACAUUUUCGAUCAGCAUCAUCAACUUUCUGGACGAGGAACAGCUGCAGCAAUUGUGCAACGAAGACUCAGGCCAUGGCACACUGCCUGCCGAUCAGAAUCUUUCAGCUUAUAGAUACAACAAGCAACUGGUAUGCCUGGACAAGGAAUAUAUGACGCCUGUCAUGUCUUCUGCCAGUCAGCAGCUGCAGAGCGAAAACAAGCCGCCUGCCAAGAAUUGCCUUUACCAAAGCAAUUACGAGUUCCUUAUGCGAAGCUUAAACUUUCAGAGUGCCACCGACAGUCAAGCGGCUGCCAUACUAAAGAAUCUGAACAGCCUGCAGCGGUUUGUCUGCACCAUGGAGAGACUUCUCUACUACAAGGUAUUUGAUCGUGAAAACUUUACUGGCUGUCCGCUGAUCAAGAGGAUUGGCCUGUUUCUCAGCCACAUUGAGUUCCAGUACAAAGCCAACUGUUCGGAGUCGAUGGAUGAGAGUGACCUGCCUGAGAUUCUGCGGCAACAGAUCGCCGUGCUUGAGGUUUUCCGAUCUAAUUUGAUUCUUCUCAACUAUCUGGAAAGACAACCCAUAGAAAUGCUGGUAGAAUUCGUAGGAUCUACACUCAAAGAACAUUGCAUGCGCCGAGAGCGCUCUGAUAAUUCAGUUCAUGCUACAAUCACCACUCAUUGUUUGCACAUGUUGGGUGCUCUGUGUGCGCUCAGUUCGCAUCGUGAUGAAUCCUUUGAACACAUUUCAAAAAUAACUAUGCAUUGGAAGCCUCAAGAUGUGCUGCUUGUGACAAAGAUGCUUUGCAAUUGCGACAGCAUAUCGGAGGUAGCCAUUGUGUGGCUGGUGGAUAAAUUGAAGUACGUCUUUCAGCAUCAUCAUCUCGAUUUGGAUGUCAUUGAUGAGGUAGUGGAUUAUUUACCCACCAUUUUUCACUUUGUUUACCAUACGGAACAGCAGCUGGAUGACAUGUGGAUGGCUUUAAGUUCGCUGUUAAAGAUUGCUCUAAAGAAAUCCUAUACGUCACGACUGACAGCUAAAAUUGUGCGCUGCGUUGGCUCGAUUGCCAAGCACUGCCCGGACAUUUAUCUGAUGGAGAACUUUUUAGUGCUUUGCAAGUCCAUGACAAAAUUUAUAACCAUGCCCACGCUGGAUGUUCGCUUCGCUACGAUCGCUUCACUGGGCAUUAUACUCAACACAAAGUGUGUGGCCAGCGAUCCCAUCAGCCAUUCGCUGCGUCACUGGGAGUUCUGCAGGGAGCUCUACGAGAGCAUUGAAUUCAAAAAGCUUGAGUUCAGCGAUGAGGAUGCCACACGGAAUAGCAACUCGAUGAUGGUUCAAAUGCUUCUGGCCAUCUUUGCCCACAGUUCGUUUCAUCAGGAGAUUGCUCUCAAGGAGCUGCUGUAUCACUGUGCGCUGCGCAGACUGGGCGAGUCUGAGUUUGUGGCACUGCAGAGUCAAGUUCCUGGUGCUGAUCAAACCAUGCGAGAACGCAUUCGUCCCUAUGCGGAUGUACUGCUGCACAAGUGGAGUUCUCAGCAUUGGCCCAUAUCCAAAUUCCCCUAUUUUCUGUGCUAUGAGAAAAAGGAUGCUUUCCGAAAAGCCCAAAGAUGUAGAAUAAUGGCCUAUACAUUCCUCUAUGGCCAGAGCGAGGACAUAGAACGUAACAGAAAGUCCAGCAGCAUAGAGGAUGUUCUGCCUACGUUGGCUGCAUUUGUGCUGCCCCAGAGCAGCCUCUGCGCCGAAAGCGAAGGCCAGGACUUUCGGGAGCAUCAUCUGCUGCUGGCAAAGAACCUGCAGCACUAUAAGCUGCAACCCAAGGAAGUGUCUCUCAAUGUGGAGACGCUGUACGUUGUGAUUAGUCAGCUGCACGAUCCGCACGAAAUGGAGAGAUUAUUUGGACCCUCUGUGCCCUGCAGUCAAAUACGUAAUUGGUAUAAUCUGACAGGAGAAUCGCUCUUCAAAUGCCUCAAUUGGUUUAUUUGUCCUGAUAGCCGAUCCACUAAGGCUCAUCGACUUCAGGCAUUGUCCAAGCUUCAGGUCAAACAUCCACGCAUUUUAAUUGAACUUUUGGGACGCCUAAAGACCGAUUGCUUCAAUGCCAUCUUUUCCAGCCGAGCCAUUCAGAGGUUCUUUGUUUACUGCGCCAUAGCCGAAGCUCUAUACGAUGCGGCACUGGCAGUUGAGGGACCAAAACCCAGCAUUCCGUGCUCCUACUUUGUGCGCGACAUUUGGUUCUUUGUCGUUAGACUGCUGCUGCACAGCAAGUGCAGUCAGGUGCAUCUGUGUGCUCUCUCCUUUCUGGCUCUACUGCUGCGCAAGCCCGGUUUUAACUUGUCUUACUUCUCGAGUCACAUGAGUGAGAUAGCCAAGCUGUUGAUCUCUUUUCGGAUGCACUGCGAUGUGAAAUCCGUCAACGAGAAGGUCGUGGAGGUUGUGAAUCAGAUACUAAGUGCACACAGCUCCGAUAUCAGCAUACAAAACUUGUUGGAGGAACACUCGGAGUGUCAGUUUCUACAGAAAUCCAAUACUGCAGUCCAACAAAUCGACAGGACUAAUGUGGUCAGCUUUUUGGGCUCAUUUCUUAAAAAUCCAACAGCAGAGCGCCUGCUAGACCUCAGGGACUAUAUUGCCGAGCACAAGGACCAGCUUCAGGCGCACGAAACUCUGCUAUUUGAGUUGAUCAAUCGUCUCAUUCAAAUGUCUCGAUGUGCUCAGAGUAAAGAGAGCAGCAAUCUGAAUGCCCUCAAGUGCCUGGCCCAAAUAGGACCAUUAAAGUUAAACAACAUUUCAUACUAUUUCCAAACCGACUUUGAUUCCUUCGAAGAGUCAGAGCUAGAGCCUAUGGAUAAGUUACUGGUCGUUAUAUGUGAGUUGCUGGAGAAGUAUUUAUUCCAGUUUGACCCCAAGACACAAGAGGCUCUGGUGGCCGUUGCCAUUCAGGUUGUAAACAGUAAACCCGCCACCACGAUAAUGCAUCGCUUCAAGCACCUACAAAUCUUCGCUGACAACUCAAUGAAAUCUAGUUGCCUGGAUGCAUAUCAGCACAUACCGCCCAUAGACUGGCUGAAUGCACUCAAAUCCAGCCAGGGCCUGGACUAUGAGCAAUGGAUGUGCGCUUUUGUGUCGCAGGUUUUUAAGGCUUGCAGCUGGCAGGGAUUUGAUGCUUUGGCUGCCACUUCCUUUCCGUUUGCAGAGAUUUGCCUGCAGCCGUUUAUUAAACUACUGCUGGCCACCGAACGGCAGCAGAACCUGGUGAAUCUCUGCAAAAUGUUGGACUACUUUUUUGAGGGAUUCACCAGCUCCAAGGCAGCGCCAAAUACCCAAGAUAUUUUCCAUAACAAGCGUGCCAUCAAGAAGUGCUUGCACAUCUGCGAAUGCAUAAGGAUUGUCAAUAAUUGGAGUAUUCCCAUCAACCUGGGCAAUGUGGUAAAGGCCAGUAAUCAUUGUCAGGCAUAUUUCCUCAGCAUUAUGUACCUGGAGCUGUGGGCUUGCGGCGAGGCAAAGUCCAAAUGCCUGGAGGAUGAGUCCUUUCAGGCGGCCGCCAAAAAGGCCUACGAGUCGAUUGGCUGUUUGGAUGCCAUUCCCGGAUUUGUCAAUCCCAUGCGCUCUCGUGUCUACUUUCUGGGUCGCAACAACGACUUGUCCGCCAUUCUGCUGGAGUCGGAUCACCUGGAUAGCUCGUGUAGCCAAAUGGCUGUGGAUCUUAUGAAGGGUAACGGCGUGUGGUCGUUAGCCAAACUGCAGCAGCAGCAGCAGGAGCCAGACUAUGAAAUAUUUUGGCGUCUGGGCCAGUGGGAUACGCCAACCGAUCAGCGGCCACAACAAUUGAAGCCCUUCGCUGGGGCUACCAUUAAUCUGGAGCAAGAGUUCAAGCGGCAUCAUUUUGUGGCGCUUAAGAGCAUUGGACAGCGCGAGGAGGAGAACAGCCUAUCGGCCAUUGAGAGUGGUUAUCAGUGCGUGCGCAGGAUCCUGCAAGACAACAGCAUGGAGUGCCUGCAGAGUGUGUACAAAUACCUCACGUGGCUGUGCACACUCCAGCAGGCAGAAGACUUUUGUCAGAUCCAAUUUGGCGCACAGCUAGGCCCCGGGCAGAUGUCUCAAGUCUUUGGCAAAUGGCAGACGGAACUGGAGCUCAAUUAUGGCAACUUUUCAUGCAAGGAGUACAUCAUUUCGCAUCACAUUGCACUCAUCAAGAUGGCCGGCACACGCGCCAGCCGUCGCAUGCAGGACUUUUACAAGGACAACCCUAUGGACACGUAUCUGCUGAAGGGCAUUAGCGAGUGCAAGGCGGCGGGCAAGCUGAACAUGGCCUCGAAAUACAUUGGCAUGCUGCGAGAGCUGCCCAACAUCAAGGCCUCCACAAAGAUCAGCGUGCUGCUGGAGGAUGCCGAUGUGAAUGUGAAAAUGGGUAAUCAUCAGAUAGCCAAGGCCAUCCUGGAGUAUGUGGUGCAGAACGAGGAGUUUAUCUAUUGCCUGCAGCGUGUGCCUGCCCUGCGCAUGCAGGGAGAAUUCCUCAUGGAUUGCAAUGCCGACAGCCUGAGCUCAGUGCUGAAGAACAAGUUUAGCUACUCGAUUCAGCUGAUUGAUGACUUUGUGCUGCACAAAGAUAAACUGAGUGCGGCGUUUUCGCAGUUGUUCAAGUGGCAGGAGCUGGAAGCCUUUGCCAGGCAGCAACGCACGGCGGCCUAUGAGGCCAUGGCCAAGUAUGCCGAUCGGGAGUACCAGCAGCUGCACGAGUAUCGCCACUCGCAGGACUAUCAGACGCUGAAGGACAUCAUAGAGCAGAAUCGUCUGGUGGCGGAAACAGUAUCGCAUCGCGAGUCCCAAGACAAACGCGUAAUCUCCUUUCAAAUGAAGCGCUACGCUAUGCUGGACGAACAGGAGCUGAAGCGCAUCGAUAAUAAUCUAACCGUCCAUUUGUGCACCGCUGUGAGGAAUCACAUUGCCUAUUGCAAGCUGGACAGUGGCUUCUCCAGCGCUGCCAUCUAUCGCAUCAUCUCACUGUGGUUCACCAAUGCCCACAACGAGCAGCUGCAAAAGUGCAUCCAGGAGGAGAUCCUGACAGUGCCCAGCUACAAGUUCAUUUGUGCCACCAACCAACUGACGGGUCGUCUCAAUUCCAAGAAUGCCAAGCUACUCACUAUCCUGUGCGAGCUGUUGGUACGCUGCGGCCAGGAUCAUCCGCAUCACACAUUCUACAAGCUGUAUCCGUUGGUUUUGGCUCGCAUGGAUGGCGAUGGCAGCAACACGGAACGGGCGGCAAUCGCACGCAAAAUUAUAAGCAAAAUCUGUGAGAAGAAUCCCAAUGCAGACAAGUGUAGCAAGCAGCUGGAUGCAGUGCUGCCAGCUCUUGUGGCGUUUGCAAACGAUGGAAAAACGGAGAGCCGCAAUCAACCGGUGAGCAUGACAGAGCGGCUGAAGCAAUUCGAGAAGGUAAGGCGUCACAGGAAUCUCGAUGCCAUUCAAUGUCCCACAUUGGAGCUGCCAAUUCGACCCGACAAGGAAUACAAUCUUACCAGCAUCUGCAAGUGGACAAAUGAAAUUGGCAAAUGCGGUGGCAUUAAUGCGCCCAUUCGGGUCAAGUGUGUCUGCUCCGAUGGCCAGACGCGCGCACAGUUGAUCAAGGGCAAGGAUGAUCUGCGUCAGGAUGCCGUCAUGCAGCAGGUCUUUGGCAUUGUCAAUCAGCUGCUCAAACAGGACUCGGAGUUCAUUGAUCGCAAGUUGCAGCUGCGCACCUACACCGUGACGCCACUGUCUAUGCGAAGCGGCAUUUUGGAGUGGUGCCCCAACUCCAUGCCAGUCGCCGAGUAUCUGGUCGGAGUUGACUGCAAGAGCGGCGCCCACAUAAAGUAUCAUCCAAAUGACUGGAAGAACAACGCAUGUCGCGCCCUGCUCGCGAGCCAUGCAAAGUCGUCCAAGGAUAAGCGUUUGGAAGUCUUUCAGGAUAUAUGCGCACACGUUACGCCCGUGUUUCACUACUUUCUGCUGGAGAAAUUCCCCAUACCGGGCGUUUGGUUUGAGCGGCGUUUGGCCUACACCAACAGCGUGGCCACCACCUCAAUGGUGGGCUACGUACUGGGACUGGGUGAUCGACAUGUGCAAAAUAUACUGAUUGACCAGCAGACAGCCGAAGUGAUACACAUUGAUUUUGGCAUUGCUUUUGGGCAGGGCAAGAUAAGUGCAACACCAGAGACGGUUCCCUUUCGGCUUACACGUGACUUUGUGGCACCCAUGGGCAUUUGUGGCACGAAGGGUGUGUUCACCAAGUCCUGCGAGGCCACCGUACAUAUACUGAGGCGUUACAAGUCGGUGUUCACCACCAUACUCGAGGUUCUGCUCUACGAUCCACUGUUUAUUUGGGGUGUACUCAAAACUAAGCAAACCAACACCCAGGAGACCAGAAAAGGCGAGGAAUCGAUUAAUCUGGUGGCGCAGAGAGCUUUGCUUCAGGUGCAAAAUAAACUGGAUGGUCGGGAGGACGGUACACUCGGUGACUCGAAUGUGGAGGCUCAAGUGGAACGUCUGAUCAAUGAAGCCACUCUGGCUGACAAUCUAUGCCAGCUCUUCUGCGGCUGGGAUCCAUAUCUAUAAGGGAAACGCACAUCAUAGUGGAGCACCACAAAUUCUACAUCACAUUUAUUAGCAGUUAUCAACAAAAUCGAAUAGAAUUGAGUUAUAUUUUUUUAUAUUCUA